CUAAACGUAAAAGAAGAUUGCAAAGCCAUGGCUUUCUGUGCAAAAAUGAGGAGCACAAAGAAGAGUGAAGUAAGCCUGGAAGCUCAGCAUCAGGGUUUAGAAAUACUUUUCUACCUGCAAGAUAAAAAACCCAUUUGUUACACCAGUGGCGAGUUUACCUCGGAGGAGCUGUGCAUUGAAGCUGCCCAGAGGUGUUCUAUCUCUCCUCUGUGCCAUAAUCUCUUUGCGCUGUAUGAUGAAAACAAAAGACUCUGGUAUGCACCAAACCAGGUCUUUAAGAUAGACGAAAAAACAUCACACCGGCUCCAUUAUCGAAUGAGGUACUACUUUACAAACUGGCACGGGACUAGUGAAAACGAACCCUCAGUGUGGAGGCAUUCGCCAAGGAAGGCAAAGAACUCUUAUGAGAAGAAGCUGGCGCCGGAAGGAACCCCGAUACUUGAUGCAAACUCAUUAGAAUACAUCUUUGCACAGGGUCAGUAUGACUUAGUGAAAGGCCUGGCACCAAUCCGGGAUCCUAAAAAUGAUCAAGAGGUUCACGAAAUUGAAAAUGAAUGUCUGGGGAUGGCUGUCCUUGCAAUCUCUCACUAUGCCAUCAAGAAAAUGGUGAAGCUUCCGGAGCUUCCUAAAGAUAUCAGUUAUAAGCAUUAUAUUCCCGAAACUUUGAACAAGACUAUCAGACAGAGGAAUUUCUUAACCAGGAUUCGGAUAAAUAAUGUUUUCAAGCAUUUCCUUAAAGAGUUUAACAACAAAACCAUUUGUGACGGUAGCGUGUCUCCACGUGAUCUGAAAGUUAAAUACUUAUCAACAAUGGAGACCUUGACUAAACAUUAUGGAGCAGAAAUUUUUGAGACUUCGUUUUUGCUGAUAUCAUCUGAGAAUGAAAUAAAUAGAUUUAACUGUGGAGACAAUGAGAUCCUCCCACUAUAUGAAGUCAUCGUAACAGGAAACAAUGGAAUUCAGUGGAGGCUCAAGCCAAAUUCUGCACAGACGGAGAAAGAGAAGAAGAAAAAAUCUGAUGGCAAAACCAAAAAGGAUGAAGAAAAACACAAAAUUCGAGACUUAUGGAACAAUUUUUCCUAUUUUCCUGAAAUCACCCACAUAGUCAUCAAGGAGUCUACAGUUAGCAUUAACAAGCAGGAUAACAAAAGAAUGGAAUUAAAACUGUCCUCACAUGAUGAGGCCCUGUCGUUUGCGUCGUUGAUAGACGGGUACUUCAGACUUACAGCAGAUGCCCACCAUUACCUCUGCACAGAUGUGGCUCCUCCACUGAUUGAGCACAACAUAAAAAAUGGAUGCCAUGGACCCAUUUGCACGGAGUACGCCAUCAACAAACUGCGACAGGAAGGGAACGAAGCGGGAAUGUAUGUGUUGAGAUGGAGCUGCACGAACUUUAACCACAUUCUCAUGACAGUGACUUGUUUUGAAGGCUCAGAGAUGAUAAAUAAUUCAAUCCAGUACAAGAACUUCCAGAUUGAAGUGAAAAAAGGCGGGUACUUCCUACAUGGUUCGAACAAGUCUUUCUCAUCCUUAAAAGAGCUGAUGGACCACCUGAAAGGACAAAUACUUCGGACAGACAACAUAAGCUUUACACUGAAGAGGUGCUGCCAGCCAAAACCAAGAGAAAUCUCUAACUUGCUAGUUGCAACCAAGAAGGCGCAGGAAUGGCAGCCCGUUUAUCACCUAGGGCAGCUGAGUUUCCAUCGAAUCCUCAAGGAAGAAAUCAUGCAGGGCGAACAUCUUGGAAGAGGGACGAAAACACAGAUUUACUCAGGGAUUCUCAACUACAAAGAUGACGAGAAUGAAGGAUAUCAAAAUGAAAAAGAGAUUAAAGUCCUCCUCAAAGUCUUGGACCCCAGCCACAGAGACAUUUCUUUGGCGUUCUUUGAAACGGCAAGCAUGAUGAGGCAGGUGUCUCACAAGCAUAUUGUCCUCCUCCAUGGAGUCUGCGUCCGUGAUCUAGAAAAUAUCAUGGUUGAAGAGUUUGUUGAAUUUGGGCCUCUGGAUCUGUUCAUGCAUCGGAAGAGUGAAGUUCUGACAACUCCUUGGAAAUUCAAAGUUGCCAAGCAACUUGCAAGUGCGCUAAGCUACUUGGAGGAUAAGGAUUUGGUGCAUGGAAAUGUGUGUACUAAAAACAUCCUACUGGCAAGAGAGGGAAUUGACACUGAAUAUGGUCCUUUCAUAAAGCUGAGCGACCCAGGAAUACCAAUAACUGUGCUGUCCAGACAAGAAUGUGUUGAGCGAAUCCCCUGGAUUGCACCUGAAUGUGUUGAAGACUCCAAAAAUUUAAGCGUUGCAGCAGAUAAGUGGAGUUUUGGUACAACGCUGUGGGAAAUCUGCUAUAAUGGAGAAAUACCACUGAAAGACAAGACGUUAGCAGAGAAGGAGAGGUUCUACGAGGGGCAUUUUGUGUUGGCAACGCCAUCGUGCAAGGAGCUAGCUGACCUGAUGAAACAGUGCAUGAACUACGACCCCCAUCAGAGACCCUUCUUCAGAGCAAUCAUGAGGGACAUCAACAAACUGGAGGAACAAAAUCCCGAUAUCGUCUCGGAGAAGAAGCCCUUUACAGAGGUCGAUCCCACACUCUUUGAGAAACGAUUCUUGAAAAGAAUCCGUGAUUUGGGAGAGGGCCACUUUGGCAAGGUUGAACUCUGCAGAUACGACCCAGAAGGCGACAAUACAGGGGAGCAAGUGGCAGUUAAAUCUCUAAAGCCAGAGAGUGGAGGGAAUCACAUCGCUGAUCUCAAGAAGGAAAUAGAAAUCUUGAGGAAUCUUUAUCAUGAGAACAUUGUCAAAUACAAGGGGAUUUGCACAGAAGAUGGAGGAAGUGGGAUAAAGCUCAUCAUGGAAUUUCUUCCUUCUGGGAGCCUAAAGGAGUAUCUCCCCCGGAACAAGAACAAAAUCAAUCUCAAGCAACUUCUCAGAUACGCGGUUCAGAUCUGCAAGGGAAUGGACUAUCUGGGCUCCCGUCAGUACGUGCACCGGGACUUGGCAGCGAGAAACGUCCUUGUUGAAAGCGAGAACAGAGUGAAGAUCGGAGACUUUGGUCUCACCAAAGCAAUCGAGACCGAUAAGGAGUACUACACGGUCAAAGAUGACCUCGACAGCCCUGUGUUUUGGUAUGCUCCCGAAUGCUUGCUUCAGUGUAAGUUUUAUAUCGCCUCGGAUGUCUGGUCGUUUGGGGUGACGCUGUAUGAACUGCUUACCUACUGUGAUUCGGAGUCCAGUCCCAUGGCAGAGUUCUUGAAAAUGAUCGGCCCCACGCAGGGACAGAUGACGGUAGCACGGCUGGUGCGUGUCUUGCAAGAAGAAAAGCGUUUGCCACGUCCACCCAGCUGCCCAGAGGAGGUGGACCAGCUGAUGAGGAAGUGCUGGAUAUUCAAGCACGAUGAACGGACAACCUUUCACAGUCUGAUUCAAGGAUUUGAAACAAUUAUGAGUAAAAUGUAAUUCAUUUUUUUAUAUUGUCAGUACUUUAAAUGUGUGUCAAAAUAUAAAUGCCCAAGACCUUUUGUUUUUUUUUUAACUACUGUAAUUUGUACUCUGACUGUGCUAAUGUGUUUAAAGGAUUCUUUUUCCAACAGUUUUCCUUUUUAAUUUAGUCAACAGUUGGAUCAAAUGAAUUAAAAGGUAUGGCAGAAACAAUAGCUUCAGCUCCUUUUGCCGCUGUUAUUGCAAGGCAGUUUUAUCUUGAUCUGAUUAUGGUCUCGCCACAAUUUGAACUACCCUGCUGAAUGCGAACGGAAAGAGUGGAGUCGAAAAAUGCUGCAGUUCUCGGUGUGGUCUGUGGCAUCUAAAAUAAAUCUGCUGUGCACGCUUAUUCCUUGAGUAACUGAACCAGCAGACUGACAGGGACUUGUUACAAUAAUUUAAUAAGCUUUAUGGGGUUUUGAGGAGGUUUGAAGAAAAGCUCUCCUUCAUGUGCACUUAAAUUGUAGUAGCAAAUAAACAACUCUGGCAUAAAAAUCCAGAGAAGGCAAAAUAAUCAGCUCGUCCUAACCAAUCUACAGUUCUGAGCUCUUACAUACGUUUAAAAAGAAUUGCUUGACUCUUGUGUUAAAAAAAAAAAACCAAACAAAAAGCAUGGAUUAGCAUGUAUUGAGAAGCCCAGUUUCUGGAUUAAUAGUUUUCCUUUUCCGAACUCAGCCCUCCCCUCCCACAUUACAUGUUUCCACCCGCUGAAGCUUCCACCAUUGCUGUAGCUGUGCGACAUGCACAGGCAAAGCUUUUCAGCUCAUGCCACAAGUGAACUACAGAGUGGUGAAAUGUGCACUGGAAAUUAAUUACACGCUUUGGGGAUAGAAAAGAAAAUGAAUCCAUGGAUGGAAUCUGGGGGAGCGCUCCCCUAACAAAGAGUAAUUGUCUAAAGGCGAGGAUGAGCACCUGGGGCUGUGUCCCCAGGAGAGAACACCUCUAGCACACAAAACAGUCUUUUUGCUACCAGUGGUGCCAGCCCAAGGGCACAUGUCCUGCUCACUUUUUUUUUUGG
Molecule: messenger RNA, 4489 nt
Organism: Gavia stellata (red-throated loon)
Lineage: Eukaryota; Metazoa; Chordata; Aves; Gaviiformes; Gaviidae
Gene: JAK1
Product: Janus kinase 1
Exons: 23
Coding region: 28-3450 (1140 amino acids)
Biological process (GO): cell differentiation; intracellular signal transduction; tyrosine phosphorylation of STAT protein
Cellular component (GO): cytoskeleton; cytosol; membrane
Molecular function (GO): cytokine receptor binding; ATP binding; non-membrane spanning protein tyrosine kinase activity
Source: RefSeq, a predicted model, not a curated record